ACGAGAAGAAAGGCCCCGCCAGGGGAAAGGGAGUUCCAGUUAACGACCAGGACGAAGCAGGAAUGAGGACGAAAACAAGAGCACCCGGGAGAAACAGGAGGGCUUGGGUCCAGUUACCACUAGGGUGGGGCAGGAUUCUGAGCUGCGCGAAUCCCCGAGUGAGAGGCUCUGGUCCACCUGCUGUUGGGAGCACCUGGCCAGUGGUCAGAGAAGUUGAGAUACCCAGAGCUGAUGCAGGAGGAGCAGAGUGACAAAUGGGAGGACCUGGAAACUUGAGGCAGUGCUGAGGGUGGCUUUCCCCGUGCCUGUCAGAGGCGGGUCGCAGAGGGACCUGUGGGAAGCAGCUGGGCUGCACCCUGGGAUGAGGGAGUGGGUGGAGCACAGAGUGGCCAGGGGCUCUGUGGUGGCUUUCUUGCCCCAGGGCAGGGCAGGGCAGGGCAGGGCAGGGCGUGAGAUAUGCAAACUCUGAGGCUCCGGAAGGCGGAGUUGCUGGGCAGCCAGCCUUGCUGAGCCCUGGGAGGCGCACUCGGUGGGUUUGGACACCCGCGGGCUAAGCGGGGCUCCAGGCCGCUGUUUCCUUAGCAGACGUCAUGUUUACGCUCCGCUCCGGGGAGAGCAGACCAGACCAUUGCGGGGUUUGUUUCUGUCAGGCGGGGGACUUACCGCCUGAGCUGCGUCCCAGCGGCCUUGCUGGCCAAGCCAGGCGUGAUUGCUUCCUCCCCUCUCCAGGGGCCUGUUUACACUGACUUCACCGUUACUGCCAGCUCUCAAGUGGGAAGAGGGAGGUUAUAGUGAAAGGUCAGCAGAUAACAGAUGGAUGCUCCCUGUUUGGAAAUAGGAGCUUAAGUGAAGAAUCGAGAAGGCCAGUCUCUGGUCCACGCGCACGUCCCCAGAGAAUCUAGCAGAGAGGCUGACGCUGUUGGGAGGAGCCGCUCACAGCGCUGUCCUCCCCUCAAGCCACAGGAUGGAGCCUCCACUCGGGACUCAGCAGGGAGCCAUGCAACCCCUGGUCGCCGACAACUUCGAAGCCUGCCUGCUGGAUAAGGUGGAUCAGCGGCGCCAGCGGGUGUCCCAGAUGGUGGAGGAGGUGCAGAAGGUCGUCUACCACCUGACCACAGAAAUCAGCAACCAGGACAUCCGCUUCCAGGCCAUCCCGUACUCCCUGAUGUACAACGGGAACAUCACGGUGUUGUCCCCCAGCCAGUUCCUCGUCACAGUCCCAGUGAGAGGCCUGUCCGGGUACCGGGAGGCCAGGGAGCAGCGCUGGCGGUACUACACGCUGCAGGGCGCCAGGCUCACCUGCCCCCAGCGGAGCCCCGAGGGCCUGCAGCAGUGGCUGGAGGUGCAGCAGUUCACGAAGAACCUGUGGCAGUGGCACAAGGCAGACGUGAGCAUCGAGGGGGACAUUGUGCCCGCCAAGGUGCUCCAGGUGUUCCGCAAACUGGUGGAAAACGCCAUCGAAACCUGUCACCUGUCAGUCGUUUGGGUUCUCCCUGUUGGCCCGUUGGCAUUAUCACUGGCAGCUGAGCUUCCUGCAGGCCGAGCGGGUGCUGCUGGAGCACCUGGACGAGGACGGGGGCUGCCGCCGGCGCUGCUUCCAGGCCCUGCGGCAGAUGAAGGAGGACGUCUGGUGUCCAGGGCGGAGGCCUGUGAUCACGUCCCACCACCUGCAGACAGUGCUCUUCUGGACUUGCGAGAAGUACCCCCACGCCCAGGACUGGCGGGCCUUCAGCAAAGGGCUCCUGCGCCUGGCGAGGAAGCUGCACAAGUGCGUGCGCCAGCGUUUCCUGAAGCACUUUUUCGUGCGCAGCGGCAACCUCCUGCAGCACGCCGCCGCCGCCGAGCUGGACGCCGUGGCCCAGAGGCUGGCCCUCUUCCUGCAGGACCCCGGGCCCUCCUGCGGGCUCCUGGCCUUCCGCUGCGGCUCCAGCUCCAGCUCUGUGGAUGGGUGCAGGCAGGUGCCAGGUUCCUGCCCAGGAGAACAGCACCGGGUGGCGAAGGGAGUCCUGCCGACCAGUUGCACCUCAGAGGCCUGACCAGGCCCCCCUGGGCCACGCAAGCCCUGGCCCUCGCCAUUGCCAGCUACCUCUCUCGGGGACAGCUCUCAUCCAGCUGCCCCGAGCAAACUGAUGACAGUUCUGAGCCUGUUUCCCUUGCUCAGAUGCGGAUGGUCCGACGGGGAGGAUGGAGACAGAGCCCCUGGAAGCCAGGCAUCAGCCUGCUGCCCAGCCCUGGUCCCCAGCCCGCCAGCCACGGGUGCGUUGUUUCCAUCUGUGAAAUGGGACUGUGACUGUGCUCCCUGAGGGCGGGGCCGAGAGCCCGCGGACUGGGCGGUGCCCUUCGAGGAGAAGGCAUCGGAUCAGCACUCCGUGCUGCUGUUGGUGUAUGGCCGGCGUUCGCAUCCCGGAUGAGUACCUGACCGCUGAUUAAAUGAUUGCGUCUGUUGCG
Molecule: messenger RNA, 2448 nt
Organism: Myotis daubentonii (Daubenton's bat)
Lineage: Eukaryota; Metazoa; Chordata; Mammalia; Chiroptera; Vespertilionidae
Gene: MAB21L3
Product: mab-21 like 3
Source: RefSeq, a predicted model, not a curated record